CGGCAAUUGUUAAUAGUAUCGUUGCAAUUGUUAAAACCUUCGAUUACUUUAAUCCACCUGUCUUAUUACAUUAUACAUCAAGACCAUAAGUAGGUAAUACUCUCAGACUUCAAAAGUUAUAAAAAUGAAAAUUUCCUGUAUUUUAUUAUCAUUUAUCUGCGUAAAUGUUUUGGCAGAUAUAAGUAUAAAGGAAUAUAUAGAGUUGGUUGAAAUUUCAAACAAACAACUCCGGAAAGCUUCUAAACAUAAAGAUGUAUUGGAGCAAGUACUUACAGUCAUGAUAAAUAGAGAUUGCUACGUAAUGAAGUCUUUUAACCAAAUGUUCACUGUACCGGAACUUGCAGAUACACAUAAUUAUGCCUGUCUAAGUGAUGCCAUAAUGACAGAAAAACAUACUUUACAACAGGAAAUAAUUAAGAUAGAAACUUUAAAACGCAACGAAUUUGGCGAAAAGGCGAAAAGUUGUAUUAAUCAAAAUGUUAAAAAAAUAGGUAUCAAUGGAGUGGUAUGUACUCCGAAUAAUAACAAAAAUCAAAAAAUUUCUCUGGCUGCUGUUCCAAGUUCAAGCAAAAGUAGUACUCCUAAUGAUGAUGAGAGAAAUAGAAUUUACGAAGCUACUAGUUCUCAAACUACACAAUUGAAAGAACUUGGAAAGGCGAGAAGAGAUUAUACUGAAAACGUCAUAAUAAAUGUACUUAAAAAAAAAAUAGCUGAAAUCUACUCGCAUAACCCGACGUAUCCUAGUCAUAGAAUUUGUGUUUUGAUAGCAAUAUGGGUUAGUCUAAAAACAACUUCAAACACGUCUUGUACAUAUUAUAGUGGUGUAUGUAAAGUGCAACUGUUAGGGAAUCUAGUCAAAAAUACUGUAAUGUACAGAAGAUUCAGCAACAAUUACUACCAAGUACCAGCAAACGACAUUGGUGAUCAAAUGCAAACACUAACUGCACAACUACAACAGAAUUUAAGUAUUCCACUUGAAUUAACACCUGAAAACGAAUGA
Adelges cooleyi (spruce gall adelgid) is the source of this 1000-nucleotide messenger RNA. RefSeq lists its product as uncharacterized. The coding region runs from base 125 to 1000 and encodes 291 amino acids. The record is from RefSeq and is a predicted model, not a curated record. Lineage: Eukaryota; Metazoa; Arthropoda; Insecta; Hemiptera; Adelgidae. The transcript is spliced from 15 exons.